Messenger RNA from Saccharomycopsis crataegensis, 885 nucleotides. RefSeq names its product alkaline dihydroceramidase (gene YDC1). Bases 1 to 885 code for a protein of 294 amino acids. The record is from RefSeq and is a predicted model, not a curated record. Gene Ontology annotation, cellular component: endoplasmic reticulum membrane. The transcript has a single exon. Gene Ontology annotation, biological process: ceramide catabolic process; ceramide biosynthetic process. Lineage: Eukaryota; Fungi; Ascomycota; Saccharomycetes; Ascoideales; Saccharomycopsidaceae.
AUGUUUGAAUUGCCAUUUGCCUUAUCAGUGCCCUACCCUGAUAUCGAUACGGUAUCCAGUUAUUGGGGAUCCGAGGUCACCGCCACCAUCGACUGGUGUGAAGAAAAUAACGUUAUUUCGUACUACAUCGCAGAGUUUGUCAAUACCAUCACCAACCUGUUUUUCAUGUUCCUUGCCUGCUUUGCCAUCUUACGUUCUGUUCAAAACGGGUUUGAGAAAAGGUUCAUAUUAGGUAACUGUGGGUUCCUCCUUGUGGGUAUUGGCUCUUGGUUAUUCCAUAUGACCUUGAUGUACGAGUUCCAAUUACUUGAUGAAUUACCAAUGUUGUAUGCCACUUGCGUUCCAUUCUGGAGUAUUUUCUCCAAGGGAAAGUCUCCAAAACAGACGUUCAUCAUCGGGGUCUUGGUUACCACAUUGGCAGGGUUAAUGACCGCUAUUUAUUUGAUCAUUAAAGAUCCAACAUUUCACCAAGCCUGCUAUGCAUUCCUUAACUUUAUGAUCAUUGGGAAAUCGUACCAUACUAUCACCACCUCGGUAGAUAAUGUAAAGUACAAAAAGGAGAUUUCUACCAUGAUCAUGCUAAUGGUUAAAGGGGUAGGAAGUUUCUUAUUUGGGUACUUCUUAUGGAAUUUGGACAUACAUUUAUGUCUGCAAGUCACCCAACUUAAACGGUUUGUGGGCCUUCCUUAUGGUUUCUUAUUGGAAGGCCAUGGAUGGUGGCAUCUAUUCACUGGACUCGGGGUCUAUCAUUAUGAUAUCUUUUUGGAAUACCUCAGAUUGUUUGAAAUAGGAAAACAGGAUGAUUAUUGCUUGACAACCAAGUUUUACAUCCUCCCGGAUAUCGAAACAAAAGAUCGCCAAGUUACUGAGAAAAAGGAAUCAUGA